AUGGAUUCUCCCUUCCCCUUCCGUCAGACGUACUAUAAAGUCGUUGGCGACAUAUCUAACUGUUCGGAUGGGCCAGCUGUCGUGCUUCACGGCGGUCCCGGUGUAUCGCACGACUAUCUGUCCGAGUUGGCUAAAGCACCUAACGGCACGGCCGUUGUCUUCUACGACCAGCUAGGUAACGGGCGGUCCGCUGCUCUUCCCAGCAAAGACAUUCACUUCUGGACUAUCGAUCUCUUCAUUGAUGAGCUGCAAAACGUGCUGGAGUACUUCAACAUCUCCGAGAGAUACAACAUCAUCGGACACUUCUUGGGGAGCCACGCUUGCCUCGGAAUUCAUCACCCGCCGUCUGCCCUAGUGCCAGCCUUCGAAACACAGGACGUGCAAGAUUACCUUAAGGUGCACGAGGAAGCCGGUACUACGAAGAGCCAGGAGUACAAAGCGGCCAUGAAUGUUUUCUGGGAGACGUUUGCGUGCAGAGUCAAGCCGUUCCCGGAAGAGGUGGUCCACCCGCUCUCCAUGGCGAACAACGGUACUAGAAUCGAUCUGCGCAGAUGGGCCACUAAUCGUUCUGCACGGCGGCCCGGGCAUCUCGCACGACUACCUCCUCCCCUUCUCCGACAUCGCCCCGCCACACCCGUCGUAUUAUACGACCGGCUUGGCAACGGGCGCUCGACGCUCCUCCCGUCGACAGACGCGUCCUUCUGGACGACCGACCUCUUCGUCGACGAGCUCGCGCACCUGGGCGUCACGGGGAAGUACAGCAUCCUUGGGCACUCGCGGGGCGCGAUGCUCGCGGCGGGAUUCGUCCUCAUGAAUGAGGCGCGCGCGCACGGCUCCGCGAGCAGCCGUCCGAGGAGGUGCGAGCAGGCGGGAGACAGGACAAGUGAGGAGUAUAGGGGGCACAUGGCGGUGUUCUUGGGGACGUUUGGGUGCAGGGUGCGGCCAUCCCCUGAGGAAGUGGGGUACUCACUCUCGCUGAGCAGCAAAAAUCCGGCGGUGAUCGACUCCACGAUGACCAACUCGGCUGGCCUUGCAGAUAGGUGGGAGAUCCGGGACAAGAUCCCCCUGACGCGGCACGUGCCAACUUUGCUCAUCAACGGUGAGUAUGACUACAUGACGGACGAUGUUGUCGAGCGGUUCUUCUGCCAGUAGGGGAUGGACAGGAUCAAGUGGUACAAGUUUGCGCGGUCAUUCCAUCUGCCGUGGUGGGAGGAGAGGGAG
Gloeophyllum trabeum ATCC 11539 is the source of this 1221-nucleotide messenger RNA. RefSeq lists its product as uncharacterized. Lineage: Eukaryota; Fungi; Basidiomycota; Agaricomycetes; Gloeophyllales; Gloeophyllaceae. The transcript is spliced from 5 exons. The record is from RefSeq and is a predicted model, not a curated record. Gene Ontology annotation, molecular function: triacylglycerol lipase activity; peptidase activity. Gene Ontology annotation, biological process: proteolysis; glycerolipid catabolic process. The coding region runs from base 1 to 1152 and encodes 383 amino acids.